GGUGUUGUGGUUUGUUCACAGCAAUGCAACUCCUUCAAACCUCUUAUCUCUUCACUUUCCCUAAAACCCUAAACCCUCACUCUCCGCAUUUCGACGUUCGCCGUCGUCCUCCUCCGCCUCUUCUCCUCCGCAACCAACCAUCCUUCGGUAACCUCCUCGUCGCCAAAUCCUUCACCUCAGAUGAAUUCCCCGUCGACGAGACCUUCCUCGAGAAAUUCGGUCCCAAAAACAAAGAGACCGAAGACGAAGCCCGAAGGCGCAACUGGAUUGAACGUGGCUGGGCUCCAUGGGAAGAAAUCCUCACCCCGGAGGCCGAUUUUGCGCGGAAGAGUCUCGACGAAGGUGAAGAGGUUCCUCUGCGUACUCCGGAAGCCAUCGAAGCGUUCAAGAUGCUGAGCCCUAAGUACCGGAAGAAGAAAAUGGAGGAGAUGGGAUUGACCGAGGACGAUUACUUCCGCAAGCAGUUCGAGAUCAAGGGAGAGAUUCCGGAGCCGCUGGUGACGCAUUGGCGCGCGCCGCUGGUGGUGCAGUUGAUUCCGCCGCGGGAUUGGCCGCCGCGAGGGUGGGAGGUGGAUCGGAAGGAGCUGGCAUUCAUUCGUGAGGCGCAUAAAUUUCUGGCUAGAAGGGUGAGCUUGGAGGAGAUGGAAACAGAUGACGUGAGCACGGAAACAGAUGAUAUGAGCACGGAAACAGAUGAUAUGAGCUUGGAUACAGAUGAUACGUGGUUGGAUACAGAUAAUAUGUGCUUGGAUAGGUACAAGAUGUUUCUGAAGCAAUAUAAAGAGUGGGUGAAUGCAAAUAAGGAUAGAUUGGAGGAGGAGUCUUAUAAGCAAGACCAAGAUUAUCACCCAGGUAGAAGGAAAAGAGGCAAGGACUACAAGGAGGACAUGUACGAGCUUCCGUUCUAUUAUCCUGGCCAAAUUUGUGUAGGGAAGGUUGUCACUUUGCAUCUCUAUCAAGGGGCAUUUGUUGACAUUGGCGGGGUAUAUGAUGGGUGGGUUCCUAUAAAGAACAAUGAUUGGUAUUGGAUUCGCCAUCACAUAAAAGUGGGUAUGGAUGUCUUUGUUGAAAUUACGGCAAAGCGAGAUCCUUAUCGCUUCCGGUUUCCUAUCGAACUUCGUUUUGUUGAUCCAAAUAUAGAUCAUCUGAUCUUUAACAGAUUUGACUUCCCACCAAUAUUUCACCGUGAUGAAGAUACUAAUGAAGAUGAAUUACGGCGUGACAGUGGAAGACCUCCUGUUCCUAGAAAAGAUCCAGGAGACAAGCCAGAGGAAGAAUCUCUAUUGUCUAAUCACCCAUAUGUUGAUAAGUUGUGGCAGAUUAAUGUAGCUGAGCAAAUGAUUUUGAAUGAUAUGGAGAUGAAUCCUGAUAAAUAUAGAGGUAAAAAGCUGUCAGACUUGACUGAUGAAGAAGAUUUUGAUGAAGAAAAUGCUGUUCAGCAUACGAAAGUUUAUUAUGAGGAUAAGUUACUACCGAGAACUAUUUUGAAAACAAGUGUCAAAGAGCUUGAUUUAGAGGCUGCACUUGCUGAGCGUGAGUUCCAUAAGAAACUAUGGGAGGAAGCAAAGGACAGAGGUGAGGAAUACAAAGUUACCAAAUUGAGGCGCAAUAUCGAGAUGGAUGAGUAUGACUUCAUGCAUUGGCGUAGAUCAUUUGAGGAAAGAGAAGCAUUGAUUAGAGACAUCAGCUGUCGCAAAGCUCUUGGUAUUCCAUUGGAAGAGCCAGGAAGGUAUGUGGAUGCUAAUAUUAUUGGUAAAGGCCAAUACGAUCCUACGAGUCCUCUAUAUCGCUAUGACUAUUGGGGAGAACCCAAGAAUUCAGAAAAGAGCAAGCAAGAGCGGAUGACAGAUGCCCAUAACAAGUCAAUUGUGGGCAAGGGCACUGUUUGGUAUGAAAUGUCUUACGAAGAUUGCAUCAAGCAACAGAUGAAAAGAGAAGCCGAGUCCAAGGGACAACAUGGCAAACAAGUUAACGAUAAAGGUACAAAGGAAGGUCAAGGUGCUGAAGAAGAAGAGGAUGACGACGAUGACGACUAUGUCUUCAGCAUUCUGGAAAAUCUGGGUAAGAAUUUUUCAGAUGAGCUUCAUGUUAAUGGGACCGAGUCUUCAAGAAUGUCGGAUGAGGGCAUUUUUGAGGAUUGAUGCUAUAAUGCACUAUUUUGUGGCUGAAGUAAAAUGUGUACAGUUAGGCUAUAAAAUGUGCAUAAAUUUUGGCAGUGUAGAAUAAAUUCGCCAAGGCAAUCUAUUUUAUUUGUGAUGUU
This is a messenger RNA of Gastrolobium bilobum, 2260 nucleotides long. RefSeq names its product protein PLASTID TRANSCRIPTIONALLY ACTIVE 10. NCBI's taxonomy places the organism in Eukaryota, Viridiplantae, Streptophyta, Magnoliopsida, Fabales, Fabaceae. Gene Ontology annotation, molecular function: RNA binding. The record is from RefSeq and is a predicted model, not a curated record. The coding region runs from base 24 to 2141 and encodes 705 amino acids. The transcript has 12 exons. Gene Ontology annotation, cellular component: chloroplast; plastid-encoded plastid RNA polymerase complex.